AUGCUUAAUCGUGAAAGUGAUGAGGACGAUGUCAAUGAUUCACUAUCCAAAAGUGGAAAUAAAGGAUAUUGGAGAAACCAUAAAGACAACAUAAUACUAAAACAUGGAAAGAAACAUCGCUCUUGCUCCAAACGUGGAAAAUAUCACUCUAAAGGUCGAGGACAUGGGAAGAAACAUCACUCUAAAUGUCGAGGACAUGGGAAGAAACAUCAUGAUCAUAAUCAUGGCAAUCAUUAUAAUCGGGAACGCGACAAUCACCGUCAUCGAGAUCGUUACCAUCAUCGUAAUCGGGACCGUGAUGAUCAUCGUAAUCGGGAUCGUCAACCAGACGAACGACGUGAUCAUGAAAAUGAUAAUAAAGAAGAGUACGCCGCCCAUCCAGAUUCUUCAAGCCGAAACCGUGAAAAACCCUGGAAAAUUCAUGAAAGAAAUAUCGAUGAGUGGUCUAUGAAUCGGCGAAAGGACCAUAGGCGAACAAUUGAAUUUAAAGAUGACUAUCCCAGUUUUGAAUCGAAGGGAAGCAAUAGCGGAAAUAUUGAACCUUAA
Rotaria sp. Silwood2 is the source of this 546-nucleotide messenger RNA. Lineage: Eukaryota; Metazoa; Rotifera; Eurotatoria; Philodinida; Philodinidae. The record is from the annotation of a GenBank genome assembly.